Dermatophagoides farinae (American house dust mite) is the source of this 4417-nucleotide messenger RNA. Its product is annotated as anoctamin-4-like. The record is from RefSeq and is a predicted model, not a curated record. Gene Ontology annotation, cellular component: plasma membrane. Gene Ontology annotation, molecular function: chloride channel activity; protein dimerization activity. Lineage: Eukaryota; Metazoa; Arthropoda; Arachnida; Sarcoptiformes; Pyroglyphidae. Gene Ontology annotation, biological process: chloride transmembrane transport.
UCAUCAUUUCGCUCAAAACGAAAAUUUUCAACAAGAAAAUGAAAAUUUGAAGAACAAAAAAAAAUCAAAUGAACCAAACGAUUCAGAUUUUCAGAAUCCUUGAUCGUUUUCGUGAAAACAAAGCAUAUGACUUUUUGUUUUCAUCUCCAAUUGUAACCAGGCGAAACGAAAUUUAAAAAAAAAAUUCUUUGAUUUUUUGUUGGUGGCAACAAAUAUUCUUUCGAUUCAAAUGUACAUUUUUGAAAUGAAAUGAAUCGUUUCAAAUUGGCUCGUGUUAACAUUAAUUAUCCAUCACAAGAAUCACCAACAAAACAACAACAACAACAAAGAAGACGAAAAUCUCAAUCAGAAUCAAUAUCGAUUGCUUUACCUGAUCGACAACAACAAAGAAAUCAACAACAAUCAACAUCGUGUAAACGGCGACAUCCUAAUAUCAAUAUGGAAUCAACAUUUCUUCAAUCAGCAACACCACCAUUAUUUAUUAGUGAUUCCAAUCAUUUACCUAAAUUAUCCAAUGAUUAUUAUUAUCGUGGUCAUAAAAUUCAUUUGAAUUCUGAUCUAAAAACAAUUCUUAAUAAUUCAUCAGUUAAUCAACAACAACAACAAUCAGAACAACGACCAAAAACAAGCUAUGAUUUAAACGCUUCAUUUGUUACCGAUGAUAAUAUUAUAUCCGGUUUAACUAAUCGAAUUAUAGCUAACCGUAGCGAUCUAUUUAGUUCAUAUUCAUCUUUCGAUCCAACAAUUAAUCGUAAUGAUUCAGCUCCAAGUCGAAUGAAUCAACGAAAACAAACAACAUCGGAAACAGAAACAUGGGCAAAACCACCCAAACAUUGUCAUCGCAGAUCGAUACCAAACGAUCAAACAACAACAACUAGUUCAACGACAACAAUGUCAACAAAACAGCUAAAAUCACCUGAAAUACUUGAGGAAUUAAAUAUUAAACGAUUAUCAGAAUUGGAUAAUCUUUUAUUUCCACGAAUACAAGAGAAUAAAAAAUCACGUUCAACAAAUUCAUUGAAUAAUAUGGUGGAAAAAACAACGGAAGAGAUAAAUAAGGAACGAAUGAAAAAUAAGACAACAUUACUAAGUCAUUAUUUUGAAGAUGGAAAACGUCGUGUAGAUUUCGUUCUAGUCCACGCAAAACCGUUGCAUCCGAAUCAGACAAAAGGUGAAGAAGUUGAACCUAUACAACAACGAUCUGUAUUUGAGUUUAAUUUGAAAGAUGAAGGACUUCAUCUAGAAAUGGCCGAAGAAAUUAAUGAUUCACAACAUGUUUUUACAAAAAUCUAUGCACCAUGGAGUGUAGUAACUCGUUAUGCAGAAAUUAUGCGUUUGAAAAUGCCAAUGCGUACAAUGCAAACAACAUGGAAAAUGUUGUUCGAUGAUGAUGAAGUACAUUCAAUGCGUUUUACUGCGGCAUAUUCAAAGGAUAAAGAAUAUCUGUUUGAUAUACCACCGCAAAAAGAACAAUUCUUCUCCCCGGCACAACGUGCACAAGUUAUUGAAUUCAUAUUGAAACGGAAAAGUUUUUCAAGCAAACAAGAUGAUGUAACCGAAUUCGGAAUAAAUAAAUUAUUAUCCGAUCGUGUUUACACGGCUGCAUAUCCAUUACAUGAAGGUAAAGUUAAUGCUGAUUAUCGUUCACCACGGAUGCAAUUAAUACAGAAUUGGGCAUCAAUAAAAAUGGCAUUUCAUCAUCAACCAUUGGAUGAGAUUAAAAAUUAUUUUGGUGUCAAAAUUGCAUUGUAUUUUGCAUGGCUUGGUUUCUAUACAUCAAUGCUGAUACCAGCUUCUGUUGUUGGUGUUCUUUGUUUCUUGUUUGGUUUCUUCACGUUGGAUAAAGAUAUACCAUCGAAAGAAAUUUGUAAUAAUACCUAUGAUCAUUAUCUGAUGUGUCCACAAUGUGCACAUGAUUGUAAUUUUACCCGUUUUUCGGAUUCAUGUAUCUAUGCCAAAGCCACGUAUCUAUUCGAUAAUCCAGCUACGGUAUUCUUCGCCAUCUUCAUGUCAUUAUGGGCUACGGUUUAUCUAGAAAUGUGGAAACGUUAUUCAGCUCGAAUCACGUAUCGUUGGGAUUUAUCAAAUUUUGAUGCUGUCGAAGAAUAUCCACGACCCGAAUAUCUAGCCCGGCUGUCGAAUGUAAGCAAUCGACGAUUGAAUGUUAUUACAAGAAUGUAUGAACCAUAUAUACCAUUUUGGCGUCGUCAAUUACCGUAUACGGUCCUGUCUGCUUCAAUCGUAUUCUUUCUAAUUCUUAUCGCUAUGGGUUCCGUUGUUUCGGUUAUUGUUUAUCGAUCAACGAUACGUUCAUUUAUUCGUUUCAAAAAAACUGAUACACGUCCAGGAAAAUCACGUAAAAUUGAUAUUGGUUUUCUGCAGAAAUAUUCAUCAAUUGUUGUAUCAUCUUCAGCUGCUGGAUUGAAUUUAAUUUUUAUUCUGAUAUUGAAUAAUCUAUAUUCAAGAAUAGCCAAUUAUCUAACGGAAUUGGAAAUGCCACGUACCCAGACGGAAUUUGAUAAUUCCUUAACAUUGAAAAUGUUUCUAUUACAAUUUGUCAAUUAUUAUUCAUCAAUAUUUUAUAUUGCCUUUUUUAAAGGCCGUUUUAUUGGAAAUCCUGGUGAAUUUGAUGAUGAGUCAUUGACACAAGAAGAAUGUGCUUCAGGUGGAUGCCUAUUAGAAUUAGCCAUUCAAUUAAGUAUCAUUAUGAUUGGUCGUCAAAUGUUUAGUGCAGCAAUUGAACUGUGUAUGCCAUUUUUAUAUAAUAUGUUUAAUCGUUGGAAAUAUCGUUCAACAAGUGAUAAUCGUAAUCGUGUAACUCGAUUUAAUGUACCACAAUGGGAAGAUGAUUUUCUACUGACACGGUGGCUGCCAACAUCAUUAUUUUAUGAAUAUUUAGAAAUGGUUAUACAAUUUGGUUUUGUCACAAUUUUUGUAUCAGCAUUCCCAUUGGCACCAUUAUUUGCACUAAUUAAUAAUGUAUUUGAAAUUCGUUUGGAUGCAAGAAAAAUGAUUACCGUAUAUAGACGACCAGUUGCUCAAAGAGUGAAAAAUAUUGGAAUAUGGUAUCGAAUAUUGGAUACAAUAUGUAAAUUAUCCGUCAUAACGAAUGCAAUGAUCAUUGCAUUCACAACGGAAUUCGUACCACGAUUAAUUUAUUAUUUCGAACAUGGUGCACUCAACGGUUAUGUUAAUUCAACACUUUCAUUUUUUGAAGCUAAAGUUGUUAAUGAACAUCUGAAAUUGGGUUAUGAUGAAUCCAAGUUAACAUAUUGUUUAUAUCCAGAUUAUCGUGAACCACCAUGGGCUGAAACAAAUUCACGUUAUAAAUUUACAUCAUUUUAUUAUAAAUUAUUAGCAUUCCGUUUGUUAUUUGUUGUUAUAUUUGAAAAUAUUAUCGCUGCCGUUACAUCAAUGAUGCGUUGGUUAAUACCGGAUAUACCACAACAACUACGACAACAGAUGCGUCAACAUGCAUAUCUAACAAAUGAAUUAAUCUUACAACAAGAAUAUCAACGUGUCAAAGAAAUAUCGAAUGGUUUAGAUAGUAAUGAUAAUGCAAAUCGUGUACGUACAGCAUUAACAACAAGUCGUAUGACGGCCAAUAGUAAUAGUAAUAAUUAUUUGAGAAUGACAACACCAAUGAUCAUUAAAAAUCAACAACAACAAUCACCACAAUCGACAACUGCCUUUCUAAUUGAUCUAAAUAAUCAAUCAUCAUUGAAUGAUAAACAAUUUCAACAAUCGCCACAACCACCACCACCGCAACAACAACAACCACCACCACCGCCAUCGACAUCAUCCUCAUCCUCAUCAUCAAUGGUCAAUAUGGAUAAUGUUUCAAAAUUUCCGAUUAGUAAUAAACAAAUUUCAACUAUUGAUGAAAAUGAUGAUGAUGAUGAUGAUGAUCUUGAUAUGAAUAAUUUUCAUGGUAGUAGUAGCCAUAUCGAACAUCCUGCCAUCAUAAGACGUCGUCGACGUCCAAACAACAACAAUAAUAAUAAUGGUCAUCAUCAGAGUGAUGAUGAUGUUGAUGAUGAUUAUAAUGAUGUUGUUUCAUUACCAAAUUUAAAUGAUUCUAUUAAUUAUCUAUUGAAUUUUUCAUCAUCAUCAUCACCGGCAACAACAAAUUCUCGUGAACAAUUAAUAACAGGAACUUGUUCAUCAUUAGAUUGAAAAAACAUUACAAACAAGAUGGCAGCACUGGUCCCAAAACUAAAAAAUAUUUUUUAUUUUAUUUUUUUUUGGAAUUUCACAACCCUACAGCGAAUGAAUACAUAAAACAGAAUUUGAUGAUCAAUCAAAGUUCAUCCGAUUCUAGCAAUCAAACAGAGCUUUUAUGAUAUUUUAUUGAAUCUUCGAUAUUAUAAUCUCAGAUAUGAAAUCAUAACACGAUAACGAUCACUAUGGUAUCACU